AUGGCGGCUCGAUGAACUUUGAAAGUUUUCUAGAAAUUUGUUUUAAAAAUAUCGAGUAAAUUACGCAUUUUUAAACUCUGUUAUACAAGAAUCAUGUCAGAGGACGACAAUGAUGCUCCUAAAGCAAAAAAACAACGCAUUUACUUUGGAAGUUUAGAAGAAAUCGAGAGAGAACGUUUGUCGAAGGCAAGCGCGCCAAAGACGGAGAGCUCUACAAGCACUUCAGCGGAUGGUAAAAGAAAAGAAAAUGGAAUGUCUGAUGCUAUUCUUGCGGGUAUUCAAGCCGGGAAUAUUAAUAUUAGCGAAGGAGAAUAUCAAGAUCUUUCAGAGGACAAUACCAUUGAACGGCACAAAGAACUACUAGCUGAGUUUGAAAAAAGAAAAAAGGCUCGUUUGAUAACAGUACCUACAGAUAUUGCUUCCGUGAAAGCUAGGCUACGAGAAAUAAGACAACCAAUUACUUUAUUUGGAGAAGGAGCCCUAGAAAGAAGAGAAAGAUUGCGUGCAAUACUUUCAGAAUUUGGUGAAGAUAUUAUUACAACAGAAGAUAAACAACAACGGGAAGAAAUACCACAAGAAACUGAAGAAGUUUGGUACCAUGAGGGACCUGAUGAAUUAAGGAUUGCAAGGAUAUGGAUAGCUAAUUAUUCCCUACCAAGAGCAUGCCAGAGAUUAAAACAAGCAAGAAUAAUGCAAGCCAGACCAGACCCAGAGAAAGCAGCAAAAACACAAGAACUACAUCGAAAACUAAGGUCUUUAAAUAACUUAUGCAGUCAGAUUGGAGAUGAGAGGCCUCUUUCAUUCUGUCAGUUUUCACCAGAUUCAAAGAUUUUAGCCACUGCAUCUUGGAGUGGUUUGUGCAAGCUUUGGUCAGUCCCAAAUUGUGAACCCAUUUCAAUUUUAAAAGGUCAUAAUGAACGUGUUGGUGCAAUAGUGUUCCAUCCUCAAGCAACAUUAUCUCUUGACGAAACUGGUCCAUGCAUGGCAUCCUGCUCUGCAGAUGGAGCUGUUAAACUAUGGUCCCUUAAAUCAGAUACACCUAUAGCGAAUAUCGAAGGUCAUGAAAAAAGAGUACCACGUCUGGCAUACCAUCCCUCUGGACGCUUUCUUGGCACAUGUUGUUUUGAUAACUCAUGGCGAUUAUGGGAUCUAGAACAAUUAAAGGAAGUCUUACAUCAGGAAGGACACAGUAGAGAGGUUUAUAGCAUAGCUUUCCAAACAGAUGGAUCAUUGUCGGCAACUUGUGGACUUGAUGCACGUGGUCUGGUAUGGGACUUGCGCACAGGACAGUGUGUCAUGUCACUUGAUGGUCAUCUGCAGAAGGUCUUAGCUAUUGAUUUUGCACCUAAUGGAUAUCAAAUUGCAACAGGAAGUGAGGACCAAAAAGUAAUGAUAUGGGAUCUACGGCAACACAAAUGUCUCUAUACUAUACCAGCACACACUAACCUUGUAUCACAUCUGAAAUACCAUGACGAUUACUUGCUAUCAGCAUCUUAUGACAGUCACAUAAAGGUGUGGUCUCACCCAGGAUGGGCUCCUCUCAAGACACUAGCAGGACAUGAACAAAAAGUCUCGUGCGUUGAUCUAUCUCCUGAUGGACAGUACAUCGCGUCUACAUCAUUUGAUCGCACCUUCAAACUCUGGAGCGCGGAAUAAUUUUGCGAGACGAAAGAUCGACUUGACCCUGUCGCGAUUCAUGGUUCUGACUCCCCUUAGUUACCGUUGCUAUGUCYCACUAUCUCAAAAUUAGAUUAGGAUCAUGCCAAGCGUCGAACUUCACAUGAGCCGAACCUAAUGAUAUCAAAGAAGACCGCCUUGUAAUCCAUUGUUAGAGUUAGGUUCGGCUCAUGUAAGUUCGACUUUUGACCUGUGUCUAAGAUACUUUACUUGAGCCGCAUCAUAAACAUAAACAUAAACAACAGUUAAGCAAAGAAAUGCUGCUCUAGGGAAUGACACCUGCUCUCGGAAACGAGAAAACAUUACGUCCAAGGUAAAGAGGGCAAUUCCACAACUUUGUUUCACGGUCCAAGUAAAAUCACGCUAAUAAGGGGCAAGGAAAUAAACCUUGGUCUUUCACACAACCCCAAACGGGAAAACUGUCUAGCAUUUUACCAUUCUUUUAAGAAUUCACAUCAAAUUAAAAUCACACCCUUUCUAACU
Actinia tenebrosa (Australian red waratah sea anemone) is the source of this 2160-nucleotide messenger RNA. Its product is annotated as U4/U6 small nuclear ribonucleoprotein Prp4. Gene Ontology annotation, molecular function: U4 snRNA binding; U6 snRNA binding; protein binding. Gene Ontology annotation, cellular component: U4/U6 x U5 tri-snRNP complex. Gene Ontology annotation, biological process: mRNA splicing, via spliceosome. The record is from RefSeq and is a predicted model, not a curated record. Lineage: Eukaryota; Metazoa; Cnidaria; Anthozoa; Actiniaria; Actiniidae.